AUGGCUAGCCAAAUUUCCUCAUGCCGGGGCCAUGAGAGAGCGUUUUCUCCCAUCCUCCUCUUUGUAGGAGUGAAUCUUUCCAUCAAAACUCCUCCUUUUGAGAGAUAUGACGAGACUCAUCCCGGUGAGACUCGAGGUUGUGGAGCGUUUAACGUCACGAUAUACGGUGACUAUUCCCAAGUCUGA
Molecule: messenger RNA, 186 nt
Organism: Eruca vesicaria subsp. sativa (arugula)
Lineage: Eukaryota; Viridiplantae; Streptophyta; Magnoliopsida; Brassicales; Brassicaceae
Source: the annotation of a GenBank genome assembly